AUGAAUAACCGACCGAGGCUCCUCCUAAAUUCACGUCGCCGGCAAAUAAACGGAGAACAGCUCCCGCUGCCGAACACCAUGAGAACCGCCCCGACGUACAUGUGCCCGAUAUGCAGUUCGCCGUGUAUUAAACGCCCUAUUAGCCUUGAAAACAUAAGAACGAUUAAGUUUCGGUUUUUGUGCCUCGACUGUAACUAUACGUCGAGACAUACAUUUACGUUUUUACUGCGGAAUCGACCGAAGCCAUCACGAGAAAAUCGAAGUGAAAAUGAACGGGGUGACCAAGGAAAACAACAAGCCGAACAAAAACAGAGACAAGAACAACAGUGCCAGACGACGGGCGAAGUGUCGUCUACGCGGGCCCGCAACGCCGGCGACGGCAUAGUUAACUAUCUUCCUUUUUCGAUUCAGCGGUUGUUGGAUAUAAACUCUCCGCUUUCCGCACCGCCGUCGUCUUCGGAGAAUCACGCGGCGACAUCACCGUCGUCUUCGGAGAAUCACGCGGUUACAUCAUCGUCGUCUUCGGAGAGCCGAACGGUCGUACAGCCGUCGUUUUCGCAGGACCGCGCGGUCGCACAGCCGUCGUCUUCGCAGGACCGCGCGGUCGCACCGUCCAACCGCGAUUUUGACUCAGCCGCCAUGGACCCCGUGAUGAAGCUGCGGCUACCGCUCAAGAAGCGUCAGGUGUACACAAAUCCGGACGCAUAUUUCCAGCCCUCAAAGGUUCUCGUGGUUGCUGACAAUGUUCCUCUGGAUUUGACCCCGUCCCGUCUGCCGCAACAUCCUGCUUUAGAUCCGUUCAGGAUCGUGCAUAACCGCGCUGACAUGGAUGUGCCAUACAUUUGUGAAAAAUGCGGAUUGAUAUUUUGCGACGCCAUUUUGUACACUCGCCACUCGAGAUUUCACAACAGUAAAAAUCCUUUGAUGUGUAACGAGUGCGGCCUAGUCGUGUCCAAUAAGAAUGCGUUUUUGUCUCAUAUAUGCGAACACUAG
This is a messenger RNA of Cinara cedri, 993 nucleotides long. The record is from the annotation of a GenBank genome assembly. NCBI's taxonomy places the organism in Eukaryota, Metazoa, Arthropoda, Insecta, Hemiptera, Aphididae.